Astrephomene gubernaculifera is the source of this 417-nucleotide messenger RNA. NCBI's taxonomy places the organism in Eukaryota, Viridiplantae, Chlorophyta, Chlorophyceae, Chlamydomonadales, Astrephomenaceae. The record is from the annotation of a GenBank genome assembly.
GGCGUGUUUGCGAGGGUGGACAUCCCACAGGACGCGGUGGUUACCGAGUUCCGCGGCGAGGUGGUUCGCCCCGUGCUGGCGGACCUGCGCGAGCGGCGCUACCGGGCGCAGGGUCGCGACUGCUUCCUGUUCCACGUCAGCAGGCAGGUGGUGCUCGACUCCACGCACCUGGGGCACUACGGCCGCUUCACAAACCACUCCUGCGCGCCGUCGUUGUAUACCAAGGUGUUGGAGUUCGAGGGCGGGCGGGUGCGGCUGGUGUUCUGCGCGCGCACCGACAUCCGCGCCGGCCAGGAGCUCACCUUCGACUACCGCUUUCGCGAGGAGGAGGGCGCGGACAAGGUGCCGUGCAGGUGCGGUGCGCCGCAGUGCAAGGGAACACUCAACUGAGGGGGGGCAAAAUUAUGAUAUGUGCAG